Messenger RNA from Crotalus tigris (Tiger rattlesnake), 5212 nucleotides. It is a transcript of the gene NT5DC2, whose product is annotated as 5'-nucleotidase domain containing 2. Gene Ontology annotation, molecular function: 5'-nucleotidase activity. The transcript is spliced from 14 exons. Lineage: Eukaryota; Metazoa; Chordata; Lepidosauria; Squamata; Viperidae. The coding region runs from base 547 to 2376 and encodes 609 amino acids. The record is from RefSeq and is a predicted model, not a curated record.
UUGGCCAUUUUCACUGAGCAUUCUUGUAAGAGAAAGCAUGUCCUUUUUUCCAAAAAUAUUUGUCUCGAGAACUUACUUUUAUACGACUUAUCCAGAUAGCCUCAUUCGCGGUUCAAAGGAAUCGGAAUUACAGUGUCCGAAAGGAAAACAUGCCCGCCCUAAACAUUUUAAAUAGCCUCGAGCCAGCAGGACCAAAAGGAUCUUGGGAGUUGUAGUUCUUGUCUGUCCCAACAAUCCGGAACAACUCACAGGAGCUGGGGGGAGGGAAGAGGACACACAAAACGUUUAACAAACUACAAAUCCCAAGUGGUCCGUAAGCGUUGGCAGCGGCACUUGUGCUGGAAGACCCGCCUCCCCUUGGCAAGUCUUGGGCUGGAGCGCUGCAGCAGAUCCGCAUUGACUGGUUGCUCUUAGGAGGGUCGGAUGGCUGGAAGAAUCGGUCGUUGGCCAGUCUGGCGAACAAUGCAGCUGAAGAGGUGCGUUGGAGAUCUGAGAUGAUGGUCUUAUGAACUCAUCUCAAGGAAGAGGCUCUCGUCCCGGGAGGCCAUGGCGGCGGCUGGACUCAAGGCUGCGAGCAGCGGCAUAUGGAAGAGCGGCGGCGGCGGCGGUGCCGUCGGCAUCCUUCAACAACUGAUGGUCCCUGUUUCCAGCCACGGCAGCUGCUGCUAUUAUACAGGCUCCGAGGCUGGAUCGGGGCGGGUGGGAUGCAGGCACCAGUGGACCCAUCAGCCGCAGUCCGAGGAGCAUUGUCUCCCGCCGCCGGCCUCCUCUUCGAUCGGCGGCAAAGCUAAGAGAACCGCCGACGCCGGUCCUGCUGGGGCAGCGACAAUGACAGCUGCUUCCUUGGGCAGCCACCAGCCCAGCUCCAUCGAAGGGAUCGAUACGAAGUCCUAUCUCUGGGCCAGAUACCACGAAAUGAAAAAGCUGGUUUAUGAUCUGCUUCCACCAGGAGUUUGCAAUCUUCUUAAUCCUGCAGCUAUCUAUGCAAAUAAUGAGAUUAGCUUGGGAGACGUUGAGAUCUAUGGUUUUGAUUACGAUUAUACAUUGGCACAAUAUUCAAACUUACUACAUUCAAUGAUAUUCAACACUGCCAGAGAUAUCCUAAUUGAACAGUAUAAGUACCCAGAGGGACUUAGGAAAUAUGAAUACAUUCCUGGUUUUGCCAUAAGAGGACUUCAUUAUGAUGUGCACAAGAGUCUUCUGAUGAAGAUUGAUGCUUUCCACUAUGUUCAACUGGGCACUGCCUAUCAGGGGCUAAACCCAGUGCCUGAUGAAGAAGUUAUUGAAAUGUAUGGUGGAACACAGCAUAUCCCAUUAUACCAGAUGAGUGAUUUUUAUGGCAAGGGUCCAUCGAUUAAACAAUUUAUGGACAUUUUUUCUCUUCCUGAAAUGACCCUACUUUCAUCCGUGACUGACUAUUUCAUGACUCAUAAUAUUGAGUAUGACCAAGUUCAUCUUUUCAAGGACAUCAGUGAUGCCAUUAAAGAUGUCCAUGUGAAAGGAAUGAUGUACAAAUGGAUUGAAAAGGACAUGGAAAAAUAUAUUCUUCAUGGAGAUGAAACGUAUGCUGUCUUAAAUAGAUUGGUUAACAACAAUAAAAAACUCUUUCUCAUCACAAAUAGUCCUUUUAGUUUUGUCGAUAAAGGGAUGAAAUACAUGGUUGGCAAAAACUGGCAGGACCUUUUUGACAUGGUCAUUGUGCAAGCAGAUAAGCCCAGUUUCUUUACUGAUAAGCGAAAACCUUUCAGAAAAAUGGAUGAAGAAGGUUCUCUUCACUGGGACAAAAUAAAUAAACUGGAAAAGGGGAAAAUCUAUAAACAGGGCAAUCUGUUUGAUUUUCUGCGGCUAACAGGCUGGCGUGGGUCCAAAGUCCUUUAUUUUGGUGACCAUUUGUACAGUGAUCUUGCAGACCUCAUGCUACGUCACGGUUGGAGGACAGGCGCCAUAGUUCCAGAAUUAGAAACAGAAAUACGUAUCAUUAAUACAGAACAAUAUAUGCACUCUUUGACCUGGCAGCAAGCUCUUACAGGACUUCUGGAGAGAAUGCAGAUGUAUCAAGAUGCAGAGUCAAAGCAAGUGCUUUUAGAGUGGAUGAAAGAGCGACAGGAGAUUAGGUCACUUACAAAGAACCUGUUUAACCCCCAGUUCGGUAGCAUUUUUAGAACCUUCCACAACCCAACCUAUUUUUCUCGAAGACUGAUUCGUUUUUCUGAUAUUUACAUGGCGUCUAUCAGUUGCCUACUGAAUUAUGAUGUGAAUUUUACUUUUUAUCCUCGCCGAACGCCUCUACAGCAUGAAGCUCCCCUUUGGAUGGAUCAGCUUUGCACAGGUUGCAUGAAGACUCCUUUCCUGGAAGAAAUGGUACAUAUUCGAUAAAAGAGAUUAUGAUAUGCAUAGUAGAAUCUUAGUUUCCUUUUAGGAGGCUGCUGCUACUAUGUUGUACUUUUGUUCUGAGCACUUCCUGAUAGAAAGGUACCUGAGAUAAGUGAAUAGAAAGGUGGCACUAAUAUUAUAUCUGAAAUCCUGCUAAUAAAAUAUAUUAUCCAUGCUUGAUUAUUCUCUAAGAAUAAGUUUUAAAUCUGGUACCUGUAACUUAGUCAGAGCUGUCUUUGUGUGCUGAGAAGGGUUUUACAUGUUGGUAAGCUUGUAGAAAUAGAUUAUAAAUCUAUUUCUUCUUUAGAACUACACAUUUAACUUCCAUAGAAAUCUUUGCUACAAUAGCUAUACAGUAUAUGACAUAGUAAUUUAAAUAGUUCCUAAUCAUUUCACCAAUCAUUUCACAUUCAGUUACAAACUUGAAGAUACUAACCUGUGUAUUUCUAAAGAACUGAGUAUGGUACAUCUCUGUAUAAACCAGAUAUGCCAUUAGACCACACUCAUUCGUUCAUGUGUGAUCUCAUUCAGAUUCACUAUUUGAUAACAUUAAUUAAUGUGAUAUUAAAUAUGCAAUGGCUCAUUUACAAAUUCAAGCCAUCACUUGAUACUGAAUUUAUCAGAUGAUGUAUAUUUAUAUAUUAAAUCAUCCCUACUUAAUAUACCAAAAAAUCAGUUUUUCAUAACAGCAGGUGAAUAAAUUAUCUUUAGUUGAAUAAUCUAUUUCAUAAAAUGCCAAUUUACUUAAUGAAUUUAUAAGAAUUUUUAGACAUUAAAGCACAAAUAGAUGUUACAGAUUAACCUGUCCUCUAAAUAUUGUAUGCAUGACUAGGAUAAUAAAAAAUUAAAAUAGUGAUUGCUAGAGCCAUUAUCCAACUAUAAUGGAAAGGAUAUUUCCUUUAUUGUAUCCCUAAGAACACUCAUAUCAGCAAGAGUUAAAACAACAUCAGAAAACAAGUCAGAAACUUGUCUAGUAUAAAAAUAGUGGUCCCUUAGGAAUGGUGAAUCAUCAAAACUAAAUUGUUUUAUGCAUCAGAAUUUGCAUGGACUUACCAUGAUCUUUUAAACUUAAUUCAGAGAUGCUUUUUUUUAACCCAUAAAAGGCUUAUGUCUUAGAUUAGAUAUAAGUGUUGUGGGACUCUAUUUUUUCUGCAUUUGAUCAUGUACUAUUGCCAGUCAGGACCAUUGCUGUAUCAGAGUCAGAUAUAAAAAAUACAUAUUAAUAAUAGAAUGUCCUUGAAUUGAAGGCUCUUAUUUAAGGCUGCACUUAGGACAUCUGUUUAUAUUAAGGUCAAACUGUUGUGUGUUGGGUUUUACCCAUUAAGUUCUAUAAUGCUGCUAUAAUUCAAGCUAUAGCUAUAAAUAAAAUAAUGAUUGACUGAGGCUACUUAGAUUGUUAGAACUAUUCAGAUUCUCACUAGAGAUGGUUUUCAAGGAAUUGGCUUUCAAGGAACUGAAGAACACUUGAAUAUUCCAACAAUAUAUUGAACCAAAGAAAUCUUUACUAUGUUUGUAGUUUGUGAUUUCAUGUUAGGGUCACAUUAGGUGAUCUCCUGGAUGCAAGAUGAUUACAAAUUGGCAGUCAGAUGUUCUAUACUGUACUUCUUCCCAGAAUUUUUUUCAAGUUUUUCAAAAUGUGCCUAUUUUUCAAAGUUUUGAAGCAUCAUCAAAUUGAAAAAAAAAACACUACUGUAUUUUAGUAAUAACAACAUUUAAACUUGCUUCAGGUUUAAUUCAGUAGAGAUUCUUUAGCACAUUGAUGAGAACAUCAAUGCAGUUGCUAUGCACAUCUCAUUAAAGCAGCCACAUCUGUUUCCAGGACUGCUAUGUCAUUAAGGCCAUUAAAUUCAGGAAGCUUAGAUGAAACAAAAAAUCAUUUCAUCAUUUCUAUUCUGAUGAAUGCAUGCUUCUGAGAAGUGUAAAUAUUCCAUUGUUUAAUGAUGAUUAAGAUUGCAGCACCUUAUAACAUAUGGAUCAUGGUAAGACUGACAGAUUUGCUAAGAAUGCUGUUGGUUAUUUGAUAUUCCUCUUCUGUCCACCCCUCAAACCAACUUGAAGACUUGGGGAAGAUUAAUCCCCUACCCAAGUUAAGACUUCUGUACUUUGAACUGCCACUUCAGUGGAAAGAACCACAGGGCGCAUAAGCUAACUUGCCAUAGUUAUGUAUGGAAAAUAGGAAUGUUUAUGAUGGUUCUCUGCAAGUGUUUGUUCUAUAGAAAACUAUUAUAUUAGGGAAGACCAUGGAUGUUGCCAUCACUUGGACUGCAUUUCUGGAACUUUUAUCUGGAAAUACCUGUCCCUUCCUUCUCUCUCUGAGACAGUGUCUUAGCUUUUCCAAUUCAUGGGAAAUAUUUCAUUGAUGAACCACUUUUACAUCCAUAUUUUGCCUCUAAAAUGACACUGAGAGCAAAAGGUAGAAGCUGCAUCAUGAAAUAGGCAUCAGGGCAGAUGAAAGAAAUAGGAAUAUCAGAACAGUGCAAUUUUGUAGCCUGAGCUAAGCAUUUCUCUGAAAAAUAGCUGCCAUUUUUAAACACCAAUGAGGCCUAAUUGAUUUAUCUUUUAAAUGUGAAAUCAUUAAAAUACCAAUUAACUUCCUAAACUAUGUUUGGUAAAGACAAUGAGAUAGUGUCCGUUACUUUUAAAGGUAGACUGAUCAGUAAAACUAGAUAGUUUAGAAAUAGGAGGUCAAAAACAUGGAUAAGAAUUUGAUAUUUUUCCAGAAUUGAGUACAAUUGUUAAUUCUGAUUCCUGAGUCUGUCUACAAAAUAAAAUAUGGUGUUUAUCUUUUCCAGAAUUCUGUGUGUAAGAAUAACAAAAUAAAAUAUUGUGUUUAUCUUUU